Molecule: messenger RNA, 5931 nt
Organism: Protobothrops mucrosquamatus (brown spotted pit viper)
Lineage: Eukaryota; Metazoa; Chordata; Lepidosauria; Squamata; Viperidae
Product: zinc finger protein 729-like
Exons: 11
Biological process (GO): regulation of immune system process; regulation of cytokine production; negative regulation of transcription by RNA polymerase II
Molecular function (GO): nucleic acid binding
Source: RefSeq, a predicted model, not a curated record
AUGGCUGCUGAACUGCCCAUGGGAAAGGAGGUUGACCCCUCUCCGGAGCUGCUGUUUGGGGGAGUCACUCAGGAGGAUCCACCUCAGAAGAAACGAUCAGGUGAUGGAUGGCAGAUACAGCAUUCUGGCCAAGAGGCAGUAGCACCUUUUCCAAAAGUCAAAAAGGAAGUUAUGGAAAGGAUGUUUGGAAACGAAAAUUCUGAGGAAAACCAGUUAAAAGGGAGGCUGGAAAAAUGCUCUCCUUCUCAUUGUGCAGAUGUCAGUGUCUUCUUGGCUGAAGGUGACCACCAAGAAAAAGGAGUGUGUCCACAGUGUGGAAAAGUAUUCAGAGAUGAGUUGGAAUUAUGUGACUGUUCCAGAAGCCACACGGUAGAAAAACAAAAUAGAAGCAGGAAAUGCUCCAGAAGAACCAUUCCUCUUACUUUAUGUCACAGAAUACAAGCUGGAGAAGAAUCAUAUAAAUGCCCAGAUUGUGGAAAAAGCUUCAGAGACUCAAGUCAUCUUACUUCCCAUAAAAGGAUCCACACAGGAGAAAAACCAUAUGAAUGCAAAGAAUGUGGAAAGAGAUUUCAGUUUGCCACAAGCCUAACUUCCCAUAAUAGGAUUCACACAGGGGAGAAACCAUAUGAAUGCCAAGAUUGUGGGAAACGCUUCACUCUCUCGGGUUCCCUCACUCAGCAUAAAUGGAUCCACACCGGAGAGAAACCAUAUAAAUGCCAAGAGUGUGGAAAGAGUUUCACUAGUUCCAGAUCCCUCACUCGCCACAAAAAGAUCCACACAGGAGAGAAACCAUAUCAGUGCAAGAACUGCGAGAAGAGCUUUAGGCAAAAAAUUCAUUACAUUGUACACAACAGAAUCCACACUGGGGAGAAACCAUAUAAAUGUCAGGAGUGCGGAAAGAGUUUCAGUUCUUCAAGAAAUCUUAUUUCGCAUAAAAGGAUCCACACUGGGGAGAAACCAUAUAAAUGCCAGGAGUGUGGAAAGAGCUUCAACAAUUCUCAGAUCCUGACUGAUCAUAACAGGAUCCACACAGGAGAAAAACCAUAUAAGUGUAUGGAGUGUGGAAAGAGAUUCCGUUCUGCAAAACCCCUUACUUACCAUAUAAGGAUCCACACAGGGGAGAAACCAUAUAAAUGCCAGGAGUGUGGAAAAUGCUUCACUAUGUCCGGUUCCCUCACUUCUCAUAAAAGGAUCCACAGCGGGGAAAAACCAUAUAAAUGCUUGGAGUGUGGAAAGAGCUUCAGAGACUUAAGUUAUCUUACUUCCCACAAAAGGAUCCAUUCAGGAGAAAAACCAUAUGAAUGCAAGGAAUGUAAAAAGACUUUCCGUUUUGCCAGAAGCCUUAUUUCCCAUAAUAGGAUUCACACAGGUGAGAAACCAUAUAAAUGCCAGGAUUGUGGAAAGUGUUUCACAGCUUCAAGUUUUCUGGCUUCCCAUAAAAAUUUCCACACCGAGGAGAAACCAAAGAAAUGUACGGAGUACAGGAAAAGUUUAAUAACCAGUAGUGUGCUUUAUCAACACAGGUGGAUCCACGCGGGGGAGAUAUAUAAAUGCAAUGAAUGUGGGAAAUGCUUCUCUAAUUCAAGUUCCCUUCUUUCCCAUGCAAGGAUCCACACUGGGGAAAAACGAUACAAAUGCACCGAGUGUGAGAAAUGCUUCAUUAAUUUAAGUACCCUGACUUCCCAUAAAAGAAUCCACACAGGGGAGAAACCAUAUAAAUGCAUGGAAUGUGAAAAGAGUUUCAAAAGCAGCAGUCAUCUUAGUCGUCACAAGAGGAUCCACACAGGGGAGAAACCACAUAAAUGCAGUGAGUGUGGAAAAAGCUUUAUACAAAGUAAUGCACUUAAUAAACAUAGAAAGAUUCACUCAGGGGAGAAGUCAGAAAAACCGUAUAAAUGCCUGGAAUGUGGAAAGAGCUUCAGAGACUCAAGUUAUCUUACUUCCCAUAAAAGGAUCCACACAGGAGAAAAACCAUAUGAAUGCAAGGAAUGUGGAAAGAGAUUCCAUUUUGCCACAAGCCUAACUUCCCAUAAUAGGAUUCACACAGGUGAGAAACCAUACGAAUGCCUGGAUUGUGGAAAACGCUUCACAAUCUCAGGUUCCCUCAUUUACCAUAAAAGGAUCCACACUGGAGAGAAACCGUACAAAUGCCAAGAGUGUGGAAAAUGCUUUACUAUGUCAGGUUCCCUCACUUCUCAUAAAAGAAUCCAUACUGGAGAAAAGCCAUAUCAGUGUCAGGAGUGUGGAAAGAGUUUCAGAUCUUCAGGUUUUCUUACUUCUCACAAAAGGUUCCACAGCGAGGAGAAACCGUAUAAAUGUACAGAGUGCGGAAAGUGCUUCACCAAUUCAGGUUCCCUCACUUGCCAUAAAAGGAUCCACACAGGGGAGAAACCAUAUCAUUGCAAGAACUGCGGAAAGAGCUUCAGACAAAAAUAUCAUUAUACUGUACAUAAUAGAAUCCACACUGGGGAGAAACCAUAUAAAUGUCAGGAAUGUGAAAAGAGUUUCCGUUCUGCAAAACAUCUUAUUUCCCAUAAAAGAAUCCACACAGGGGAGAAGCCAUAUAAAUGCCAGGAGUGUGGAAAGAGCUUCAAUGAUUCUCAGGACCUUACUGCUCAUCACAGGAUCCACACAGGAGAGAAACCGUAUAAGUGUAUGGAGUGUGGAAAGGGCUUCCGUUCUGUGAAACAUCUAACUUAUCAUAAAAGGAUCCACACAGGGGAGAAACUCCAUAAGUGUUUGGAGUGUGGAAAGAGCUUCCGUUCUGCAAAACACCUUACUUACCAUACAAGGAUUCAUACAGGGGAGAAACCAUAUAAAUGCCAGGAGUGUGGAAAAUGCUUCACUAUGCCGGGUUCUCUCACUUCCCAUAAAAGGAUUCAUAGUGGGGAAAAACCAUACAAAUGCCAGGAUUGCGGAAAGAGUUUCAUAGGAUCAAGUUUUCUGACUUCCCAUAAAAGGUUCCACAGCGAGGAGAAACCAUAUAAAUGCGCCGAGUGUGGAAAGUGCUUCACGUAUUCAGGUUCUCUCACUUCCCACAAAAGGAUUCACACGGGGGAAAAACCAUACGAGUGCAGGGAAUGUGGAAAGAACUUCAGUCAAAAAUAUAAUUAUACUGUACAUAACAGAAUUCACACAGGGGAGAAACCAUAUCAAUGCACCGAGUGUGGAAAGAGCUUCCGCAAGAGUGUCAAUCUUGCUUCCCAUAAAAGGAUACACACCGGGGAGAAACCUUAUAAGUGUACGGAGUGUGGGAAAGGUUUCAUAAGCAGCAGUACCCUUAGUCACCACAGAAGGAUCCACACUGGGCAGAAAGCAUACAAAUGCAAUGAAUGUGAAAAAUGCUUCUCUAAUUCAAGUUCCCUCCUUUCCCAUACAAGGAUACACACUGGGGAAAAGCGAUACAAAUGCACUGAGUGUGAAAAAUGCUUCACUAACUCAAGCUCCCUAACUUCCCAUAAAAGAAUCCACACAGGGGAGAAACCAUACAAAUGCAUGGAAUGUGAAAAGAGUUUCACAACCAGCAGUCAUCUUAGUCGUCACAAGAGGAUCCACACAGGGGAGAAACCGUAUAAAUGCAGUGAGUGUGGAAAAUACUUCAGACAAAUUAGUGCACUUAAUACACAUAGAAAGAUACACUCGGGGGAGAGAUCAGGUAAGCGUUUAGACUGUGGAAAGACUUUCUGUAAUAAGAAUCCAUAUAAAUGCCUGGAGCACGGAAAAAGGUUCAGAACGAGCAGUUGCCACAAGAGAAUCCACACUGAGAAGCAGGAUUUGGUAUCACCCGAGGAUGUAGCUGUAUUUUUUUCCGUGGAGGAGUGGGCUUUGCUGGAUUCUGAGCAAAAAGCUUUGUAUCGAGAGAUCAUGCUGGAAAACGCAAGGAAUAUGGCCUCCUUAGAACAGCUACUUGUGCUUUGGAUUGACGAUCGGAUCCAGAAAAGAAUCCCAAUUAGUCUCCAUCUGAUUCAGGCGAAGGCCCGCAGCAUUUUUGAAAUUCUAAAGCAAGGAGCAGGUGAGGAGCGCAAUGAGACAUUUGGGGCCAGCCGUGGCUGGUUUAUGCGAUUCCAAAAACGAUUUAAUUACUAUAACAUACGAACAAUAGGUGAAGCUUUGAGUGCUGAUGAAGAAGCUGUCCAACACUUUCCAGACAAACUGGAUGAAAUUGUAAUAGAGGGCAACUAUUCACCACAGCAGAUCUUUAAUGUGGAUGAAACUGGGCUGUAUUGGAAGCAAAUGCCAGAGCAGAUUUACAUCCACAAAGAGGCCAAAACAAUGCCUGGAUCUAAAGCAUCUGAGGACAGAAUAACUUUGUUGUUGGGUGGAAAUGUCUCUGGGUUCAAGUUGAAGCCAUUGCUGAUUCAUAGAUCAGAGAAUCCUCAUGCCUUCAAAAAUAUAAAUAAGGACGCUCUACCAGUGUAUUACAGAGCCAAUAAGAAGGCGUGGAUGACACAAGUAAUCUUUGAGGAUUGGUUUGUGUCCUGCUUUGUGCCACAAAGAACACAAGAAAGAGGGAAACCGUACAAAUGUACAGAGUGUGCAGAAAGCUUUGUUACAAGCCGCUCCCUUGCAUCACAUAAAAAGAUUCAUAGAGCAGAGGAUCCACACACAUGUCAGGAUUGUGGAAAGACCUUCAGUCAGAAAAGUCACCUGAAUUCACAUCAGAAGGUCCACAAAGGGAGAAAGCAGCAUCAAUGCAUCAAGUGCGGAAAGAGCUUCGGAAGCAGAGCCUCCCUUACUUCCCAUCAAAGCAUCCACAGAGAGGAGUCGUUGUAUCAACGCAGGCAGAGUAGAACGAGGGUUACCUGGAGCAAGGAACUGAGUUCCUGGAAAAAAAGCCCCAUUGGGAAUGAUUCAUGUAAAUGCCUGGAAUGUGGGAAGAGCUUUCGCUUUGCAAGUGACCUCACUUACCAUAAUAGGAUCCAUACAGGGGAAAAGCCGUACCAUUGCACGGUGUGUGGAAAGAGUUUCACCCAAAAAGAGUGUGAAAAAUGCUUCCGUACCCCCGGUGCCCUUACUUGCCAUAAGAGGAUUCACACGGGGGAGAAACCCUAUGAAUGCUUGGAGUGUGGAAAAAGCUUCAAUAGACGUGAUUCACUAAUUAAACAUAAACGGAUCCACACAGGGGAGAAACCGUACAAAUGCCUGGAGUGUGGAAAGAGCUUCCGUAAAUCCACCCACCUAACUUCCCAUAACAAUAUCCACACUGGAGAGAAACCGUAUCAAUGUACUGAGUGUGGAAAGAGCUUCCGUAAAUCCAGUCACCUAAAUUCCCAUAAAAAUAUCCACACUGGAGAGAAACCGUAUCAAUGUACUGAGUGUGGAAAGUGCUUCACCAGCUCGUCACAAUUUACUUGCCACAAAAGGCUCCACACCGGGGAGAAACCAUACGAAUGCCGCACGUGUGGAAAGAGCUUCAAUGACAAACAUCGCUAUAUCGUACAUAGCAGAACCCACACUGGGGAGAAACCAUAUCAGUGCCCGGAGUGUGGGAAACGCUUCAAUGAGUCUCAAGAACUGACGAUCCAUAAAAGGAUUCACACAGGAGAGAAACCGUAUAAGUGCAUGGAGUGCGGCAUGAGUUUUAGAAGAAGUGGUUACCUUUGUAGCCACAAGAGGAUCCACACAGGGGAGAAACCAUACGCAUGUAACGAGUGCGGAAAAUGUUUUAGUCAAAAUCAUUCACUCAGUAACCAUAGAAGGAUUCACUCAGGUAAGAAACCCUAUAAAUGCCUGGAGUGUGGAAAAUGAGAGAAACCAUUUAAAUGCAUCGACUGUGGAAAGAGUUUCCGAGGCAGCAGGAAUCUUACGAUUCAUAAAAGAAUCCACACAGGGGAGAAGCCAUAUCAGUGUGUGGAGUGUGGAAAGAACUUCAGAACCAAAAGCGACUUUAAUCGCCAUAAGAAGACGCACAGCAGGAAAAGACCACAUUAA